AUGUUUAUUCGACCCGUUGCUAAAGUCAAGAGGGUACUGCCUGCUGAUGCCUGGUGGAAGAGGUAUCCCUCAAAAGAACUUAAAAUGGAGAAAAAAACAGCCUGGAUGGAUCUUCUCGAGGGCUACAUCACCAGAUCCCAUAUUCAUGGGCUAUAUUUGCUCUUUCUGCCUACAAUGCGCAGACGAAUGAGGUUCCUGUGGUCCCUCGCCCUGAUCUCUGCUUGCUCGGUACUCGUCUACGUGAGCUAUCUGCUGGGCGAGCGGUACCACAGCAAGCAGUUCAAGACCAUUGUGGCCCAUUCGCACGCCUCCAUACAUCACAUCGCCUUUCCGGUGGUCAUCAUCUGCAACAGAAACCGACUGAACUGGUCUCGGCUACCGGAGGUCAAGCUGCAAUACAACAUUACGCCGACCCAAGAGGUUCUUUUCGAGCGCAUUCUCACUGCCUACGACGGCUUGAGCUUCCAUCAGUUCAACGUUUUCGAUUCCCUGCAGGGUGAGUACUUGGACGACCUGAAUCACCUUAACUUUACCCAGAUUGUUACGGAGUUGUCCUGGAGGUGUGACGAAAUUCUAGCGGAUUGCCACUGGCAAACAGCGCCCCGGGACUGCUGUAAGAUCUUCAGACCCCGCCGGCUGCCUUUGGGAUUAUGCCUGGCCUUCAAUGAGCUGGAGCAGCGAAGGGGAACGGAUACUGGCAUAAACACGGGGCUGCUUCUCCGGCUACAGCUUCAAGAAGACAGCCAUGCUCCGGGCAACAGGGGUCAAAAAGGAUUUCUGCUGAACGUGGUGGAGGCCGACGUGUGGUUCGGCUUCGAUAUUGAAGUUGUACCCCACUACCGGACCAAUGUGGCCGUCACAGCAGUGUACCAUUACUUCGACGACAGUACCUUGAGUCUGUCCUCGCGGUGGCGGCGUUGCGUGAAGGACUACGAGCAGGACAGCGAGCACUUUCAGACCCUGGAGGGGCAGAAGUACAUGCUGGAGAACUGCAUGGCCGAGUGCCAGCAGCGAUAUCUGCUGCGCUACUGCAACUGCACUUUGGAUCUGUUCUAUCCGCCCUCCGAGUACGCCGCCUGCAGGCUAAAAGACCUGCCUUGCCUGUCCUCCCACAAUCACCUCCUGCAGAACUUCGAGCAGGUGGGAGAGCACCCGUACGUCCACCGAGAGGAAGCGGGUCUGCUGUGCGAAUGUCUGCACAACUGCAAAUCCCUGACCUUGGUGACUGACAUGCGCAAGAGCGUCCAGCAGCCCUGGCUGCAGGCCAACUCGAGCCGCCUCAGGAACACGUGGCUCAAUGUGUACUUCAAGAAACCAUCGAUGCUGGUCUACAAGACAAACUUGAUCUACACCUGGGUGGAUUUGAUCGUUUCCUUUGGCGGAAUUUGUCAGCUUUGCUUAGGCUGCUCAAUUAUCAGUCUUAUAGAGUUUAUGUUCUUUGCACUCUUCAAAGUCCCACAAUUCUACUGGAAACGAGCAAGAGGUGGACUUAAUAAAUAA
This is a messenger RNA of Drosophila kikkawai, 1500 nucleotides long. It is a transcript of the gene ppk14, whose product is annotated as pickpocket 14. Gene Ontology annotation, biological process: sodium ion transmembrane transport. Lineage: Eukaryota; Metazoa; Arthropoda; Insecta; Diptera; Drosophilidae. The record is from RefSeq and is a predicted model, not a curated record. Gene Ontology annotation, cellular component: plasma membrane. Gene Ontology annotation, molecular function: ligand-gated sodium channel activity.